AUGAAUCAGAAUUUAAUCCUCAAAGAAACAGAAGUACCACCACCACCGCCAUCGCCACCUGUGUCCCAAACUGGACUUGAAAACAUUCUUCAUGAACUCGAUCCAUUAACAGAAAGAAUUGAACAUCUUAGUAAAUUACAUUAUAAACGUUAUAAUCAGCUUCUAACAGCUUUAGAAGAUCAAAUAAAUGCGAUUAGAAUUUUACAAGAACGAUCAACUAAAGCACAAGUUAAAGUUGAAUAUGCUCAAACAAUUCAAAUACCAUCGCCAACAUUAACAGAUCGAUCUAAUUCUUCAAAAUCUUCAUCAACACAACUGUCAACUAUUCGACCUAUUGAACCCAAAACACAUGUAUAUGCUGUAUGGGAUGAUGAUGGACUUGUUUAUGAGGUUUGUUAA
Rotaria sp. Silwood2 is the source of this 399-nucleotide messenger RNA. Lineage: Eukaryota; Metazoa; Rotifera; Eurotatoria; Philodinida; Philodinidae. The record is from the annotation of a GenBank genome assembly.